AUGAAGAGUAGAUACUUCCCGUACUCUGAUUUCUUAAAUGCAACCUUAGGAGCCAGACCAUCUUAUGCUUGGAGAAGCAUUUUGCAUGGUAGAGAACUGCUUGUUCAAGGGUUGGUGAAGAAUAUUGGGAAUGGAAAGUCUUUUAAGGUUUGGAUUGAUGCUUGGUUAGAAGAUGGGCUAAUGAGGCCUCCUUGGAGGAGAAAUAAUUAUUUCAACCCAGACCUUAGAAUUUCAGAGCUGAUUGAUAGAGAUAAGAGAGAUUGGGAUGAAGAGGCUCUAGAGUAUCACUUUCUGCCGGCUGAUAUCAUAAGAAUAAAGAAGAUCAAACCGGUUGUAGAGACCUUGUCUUCAAACCAAACGACUCGAGAAGAGGCUAAUAGGUUACCUUCUCUUAACCCGGUCAAGGCCCAAGUCUGGGAUCUCCAAACUGAUCCAAAGAUUAAGGUCUUUUUGUGGAAGAUACUUAGUGGAGCAUUACCGGUGGCUACUGCCUUGAUUUCUAGAGGUAUGAGGACUGACAAUCUGUGUCAAAUCUGUGGAGAGGAAGAUGAAUCCAUAAACCAUGUUCUCUUCACUUGUUCAUGGGCUAGACAAGUUUGGGCGCUCUCUGGAAUUCCUUCUCCUGUGGAAGGCUUUCAAAAUGAAACUGUUCAAAAAAGCUGUGAGGAUUGGAAAGAAUGGGCAGAGGCGCAAGUAGUAGAGGAAGAGGAUGAGAAUGGUGGGAGUAGUGAUGAUCAGCCAAGGCGGGUUUCCCAAAACUGUGGAACUGAUCAUUUGUUGAAAAGGUGGAAGAGACCACCUAAAGAGUGGUUGAAAUGUAACGUUGGUGUCUCUUGGUCCAGUAGAAACAGAUUGGCUGGGGCGUCGUGGGUUUUAAGAGACUAUGAAGGCAAUGUGGUGCUUCAUAGUCGUUGUGCUCUUGUUUCGGUGAUGGACAAAAAAGAUGCUCAGUUUAAAGCAUUGAUAUGGGCAAUUGAGAGUAUGAAGUCCCAUAGAGUGGAGAAGGUGGUUUUUGGUCUGGAGGAUGCAUGUUUAGUAAAGGUUCUUGCUAAACCAAGUGUGUGGCCUUCUUUUAGAUUUCAGUCAAUGGAGGUGGGUCGUCUUAGAGGAUCGUUUAGGGACUGGAAAUUCUUUUUGGAAAACUCAUUUUCAAACAGAGGGGCGUUCUUUAUCGCGCAAAGUGUUACCAGUGAUUGCAGGCUUCAAUCUUAUGUGGAUAGGGGCCAUCCUUCUUGGUUGCGAGGUUUAUUUGCCGAGGAAAUGGUUUCUUCCUCUGUUUGA
Capsella rubella is the source of this 1281-nucleotide messenger RNA. RefSeq lists its product as uncharacterized. Bases 1 to 1281 code for a protein of 426 amino acids. The transcript is spliced from 3 exons. The record is from RefSeq and is a predicted model, not a curated record. Gene Ontology annotation, molecular function: RNA-DNA hybrid ribonuclease activity; nucleic acid binding. Lineage: Eukaryota; Viridiplantae; Streptophyta; Magnoliopsida; Brassicales; Brassicaceae.